Messenger RNA from Elephantulus edwardii (Cape elephant shrew), 2883 nucleotides. It is a transcript of the gene SCUBE2, whose product is annotated as signal peptide, CUB domain, EGF-like 2. Gene Ontology annotation, cellular component: cell surface. Gene Ontology annotation, biological process: signal transduction. Gene Ontology annotation, molecular function: calcium ion binding. The record is from RefSeq and is a predicted model, not a curated record. Lineage: Eukaryota; Metazoa; Chordata; Mammalia; Macroscelidea; Macroscelididae.
AUGUGGGUUUCAACUUCUUACUGUGUAAAUGGGGAAACUGAUGAGUUAACUGUGGGGCCAAGGAGUUUUGACGAUUUCUUUUGGGGCCGCAAACUUCGCCUUUUCUACAAGGAUGAGUGUGCCCAAGCAGACGACUGUCACACCAAUGCCCUGCACCAGAAUCCACCCACCUCCUACAUGUGAUUCUGCAAACCUGGCUACCUGGGGAAGGGCAAAGCAGUGGAAGACAUUGAUGAAUGUGAAAAUGAACUCAACGGAGGCUGUGUCCACGAGUGUCUGAACAUUCCAGGCAAUUAUCGCUGCACUUGUUUUGAUGGCUUCAUGUUGGCUCAUGACGGUCACAAUUGUCUGGAUGUGGACGAGUGCCUGGAGAACAAUGGUGGCUGCCAGCACACCUGUGUCAACGUCAUGGGGAGCUACGAAUGCCGCUGCAAGGAGGGAUUUUUCCUGAGUGACAAUCAACACACGUGCAUUCACCGCUCAGAAGAGGGACUGAGCUGCAUGAAUAAGGAUCAUGGCUGUGGUCACAUCUGCAAGGAGGCCCCAAGGGGCGGCGUCGCCUGUGAGUGCAGGCCUGGUUUUGAGCUGGCCAAGAACCAGAGAGACUGCAUCUUGACCUGUAACCAUGGAAACGGCGGGUGCCAGCACUCGUGUGAGGACACAGCUGCAGGCCCAGAGUGUAGCUGCCAUCCACAGUACAAGAUGCACACAGAUGGGCGGAGCUGCCUUGAGCAAGAGGACACUGCCCUGGAGGUGAUGGAGAACAAUGCCACGUCAGUGGCAGAUGGGGAUAAACGAGUGAAACGGAGGCUGCUUAUGGAAACAUGUGCUGUCAACAAUGGAGGCUGUGAUCGUACAUGCAAGGACACUUCAACGGGUGUUCACUGCACUUGUCCUGUUGGAUUCACACUCCAGUCGGACGGGAAAACCUGUAAAGAUAUUGAUGAGUGCCAGGCCCGCAAUGGUGGUUGUGAUCAUUUCUGCAAAAACACCGUGGGCAGUUUUGACUGCAGCUGCAAAAAAGGAUUUAAAUUAUUAACAGAUGAGAAGUCUUGCCAAGAUGUGGAUGAGUGCUCUUUGGAUAGGACCUGUGACCACAACUGCAUCAACCACCCUGGCUCGUUUGCAUGUGCCUGUAACCAAGGGUAUACCCUCUACGGCUUCACACACUGUGGAGACACAAACGAGUGCAGUGUCAACAACGGAGGCUGUCAGCAGGUCUGUGUGAAUAUAGUGGGCGGCUACGAAUGCCAGUGCCACUCUGGAUACAAGCUCCACUGGAAUAAAAAAGACUGUGUGGAAGUGAAGGGAUUCCUGCCUAAUAGGACACCCCGUGUGUCCCUGCAUUGCAGUAAAAGUGGUGGAGGAGACAGGUGCUUCCUAAGAUGUCACUCUGGCAUUCACCUUUCUUCAGGACCGCAAGACGCCUACUCUGUUACCUGCGGUGCUUCUUCUCCUCUCAGGAACAAACAGCAAAAAGCAAAUGACUCUUCUUUUGGGGAUGUCGCCACCAUCAGGACAAGUGUAACCUUUAAGCUAAAUGAAGGCAAGUGUAGUUUGAAAAAGGCUGAGCUGUUUCCUGAGGGUCUGCGACCAGUACUACCAGAGAAGCACAGUUCAGUAAAAGAGAGCUUCCGCUACGCAAACCUUACAUGCAGCCCCGGCAAGCAAGUUCCAGGAGCCCCUGGCCGCCCAAGCACCGCUAAGGAAAUGUUUAUCACUGUUGAGUUUGAGCUUGAAACUAACCAAAAGGAGGUAACAGCUUCUUGUGAUCUGAGCUGCACUGUGAAGCGAACAGAGAAGCGACUCCGGAAAGCCAUCCGUACACUUCGGAAAGCAGCCCAUAGGGAGCAGUUUCAUCUCCAGCUGCCAGGUGUGGACCUCGAAGUGACUAAAAAGGCCCGCAGAACAUCUGAGCGCCAGGCAGAGUCCUGUGGAGUGGGUCAGAGCCAUGUUGGAAACCAGUGUGGUCUGUGCCAACCUGGUGAAUAUUCCACUGAUGGAUUUGCCCCCUGCCAGCUCUGUCCCCUGGGCACUUUCCAGCCUGAAGCUGGUCGCACUUCCUGCUUCCCCUGUGGAGGAGGCCUCUCCACCAAACACCUAGGAGCCACUUCCUUCCAGGACUGUGAGACCAGAGUUCAGUGUUCUCCUGGACAUUUCUAUAACACCACAAUACAUCGAUGUAUCCGUUGCCCAGCAGGAACAUACCAGCCUGAAUUUGGAAAAGAUAAUUGUGUUUCCUGCCCAGGAAAUACUACAACUGAUUUUGAUGGCUCCACAAAUAUAACCCAGUGUAAAAACAGAAGAUGUGGAGGGGAGCUGGGAGAUUUCACCGGGUACAUCGAAUCCCCAAACUAUCCAGGCAAUUACCCAGCCAACACCGAGUGUACCUGGACUAUCAACCCACCCCCCAAGCGCCGGAUCUUGAUUGUGGUCCCUGAGAUCUUCCUGCCCAUAGAAGAUGACUGUGGGGACUACCUGGUGAUGCGGAAAACCUCUUCCUCCAAUUCCGUGACAACUUAUGAAACAUGCCAGACCUAUGAGCGCCCCAUCGCCUUCACCUCCAGGUCAAAGAAGCUGUGGAUUCAGUUCAAGUCCAACGAAGGGAACAGUGCCAGAGGGUUCCAGGUGCCCUAUGUGACGUACGAUGAGGACUACCAGGAACUCAUCGAAGACAUUGUUCGGGAUGGCAGGCUCUAUGCAUCUGAGAAUCACCAAGAAAUACUCAAGGAUAAGAAGCUGAUCAAGGCUCUGUUUGAUGUACUGGCCCACCCCCAGAACUAUUUCAAGUACACAGCCCAAGAGUCCCGAGAAAUGUUUCCAAGAUCUUUCAUCCGAUUGCUACGUUCCAAAGUGUCCAGGUUUUUGAGGCCUUACAAAUGA